AAAGGACAAUCGUGUGCCUCUCUUUGUGCCGGUGCUGUUACUUUCUUUUUCACCUGGGGGUUCCUCCUGGUGGCUAAGAGCUGUCUCGCCAUCCUUCGCUUCCUUCCAGCCUUGUGUUCUGUGCUCUUCUCUGGCUCCUCCCUGACUGUGUAACUGGAGUCUAUCCAAAUGGUAUUUUAAUCCUAUUCCCUGGGAGUUUACAUGAUUAAUGGGGUAACCAAUGUGGCCUACUUAGAAUGCUUUGAGCAGGUGGGGCUCUGGGAAAAGCUGCCAGUGUCCGACCAACAUGGGCUCUGUUUUGGGGGUGGUCAUGUGAUGCUGGCAGCUGGACCAUGCGUGACUCGGGGAAGCUGAGUCAUUAUGGCUGAUAGGCAGGACGUGGACGUGCCAGCAUCAGCCACAGAAAGAUUCCCUGGUUCCCAUGUGUGCAGCUAACUCCUCACUGGGCCUCCCCUUAUCGUGGAUGUAUCUCCAGGUGUAGCUCCUUGGUAGGGAAUUCUCGCAGAGGCCGUCCAGGUACAGGAUUCCGUCAUGGUGGGAGACGAUCAUCUCUUGAAAAUCAGGGUUUGGGCCAAAACAGAAACCUUUUUGUAAAAGAGCUGGCUCGGAAUUUGGACCUGCUGGGGGAGGAUGGCCACCUUGUACCUAGAGGAGAAUUCUUUUCUGGGGUAAAAUGUUGAGGUGUCACAGAGGGCUCUAAAAGGUGAGUAAAAGGCAAUGUUAUUCUAGUUGCAGGGAUCAUCUGAUCUUUAGAUGAGUAAUCCGGCAUGGGGAGUGCAGGAGGCAUUUUCAUGAAAUGCUUUUCCAGGAGAGAUGUUGUGUGCUCUGAGCCUCAUUCAUUCGAGCAGCAAUGAGCACCUUGGAGCUGAGGGUAGUGCCAUGAAUAAGAUGUGUCCUUUGUUCUCCAAAGGUCACGUCAGACAGAGAAUUAGACGAGGCGGCUUGAUCAAACUAUGUCCAGUGUGGUGGCAAUGGAAAGAGCAUGGGUCUAGCAGGUCACAGAAAAUCUUGCUAGCACCCAGUAGGUCCCCAGUACCUGCCUGGAGAAUGUCGGGGGCUGAGGGCUUUGGACCCCAGAAUCAGAGUUCCUUCCUAGGAGGUGAAGCCCAUGGCAGCCCCCACCUCAGUGCUUCUCUAUUCUAAUUAGCUCAGCAGACCAUCCUGCCCAGUGCUUCUCAUCUUUGGUAGAGUCAUCCGUUCAAUCAGUCACCAAAACUAUCAAUGAUCACUUGACAUCUAUGAGAUGACAUGCUGGGAUGUGUUAGAUACAGUUUUAGUAAAAUACCAUAUUCCGUUUUUGGUCUUGGUGUGAUGUGCUAGUCAGCAGUUUCCAACACUUUCAUGCCUGGAGCCUAUUUUGAACAAAAAGAAGAGUCUACCAGACGAACCCAGACUUAAAAAACUAAAAGCUGGUGAUUUUCAUCAGUGACUUCCUUCCUUCCAGUGUGAGUCUGUCUGGCUUGGGAUAACCUAGUCUUUUUAUCUUGAGCUGCUGCUUCCAACCAGAAGCAUUGCUUCAGAAACAACGGACGGAACUGGAUGAGUCAGACUUUUUUUUUUUAAGUGUUAAUUUUGAUCAAAUGCAAUUUUUGAUCUGUUCUGUCUUUGGCCGAGAGAACCCAACCCACACGUAAGAUAGGAUUCCUUUCUGGGGAAGAUGACCAGCAUGCCUGACGGUGUGGAAUCCUCUAAGUGUGGCCAGAGGAAGGCCACCCAGAGGAGUCCUGUGGAGAAGAGCAGUGACUCCUGCUGUACUGGAAUAAUGCCUUAGGCUUGUCACAGGCAGCGUCAGCAGCUUCCAGUCAGCCUGCCUGUUGAGCUGAAGACAGGGUUUCUCUUCUGGCCUCACACCCAGAGCUGCCCUGUCCUCAGCUGCCGCACUGAGCAGCUCUCGCUAGUGACACCUGCUUGGUGGUACCCGUCAAGCCAGGCCAAGGGGACCAAGGGGAUAUUUACCUUAAGGCAUUGACAGUAAGGGGUGGCAUGAUAACUCUUACUUGUAAUCGACAAAGCUGACCUUAUUUUUUAUUCUCCAAGACCAAAAAGGAAGAAAUUGUCUUAAAGGAUAAAGAGGAUAAAAUCAGAUUGGACAUAAAAGAUUCAUAAUAACCAAGAUGAUUAGACUUUAACCCAGUAGACUUUAGCCCAAGUUUCUAAGAAGUCUUCUCCCCUGGAGGCUUUUUAAAAGUAGGGUAGGUUCCAUCUCACCCCCACUCCUGCCUCGAUGACAAAGCUAGAUGUGGAUCCCAGAUGGGAGGCAACUAGAUGAAGGCUUUUCACAAAUGAGUGAAAUGUUGGCGCUCGAUCACUUUAACGCAUUUUUAUUUUAAUUUAAGUAAUAAGAGAUUCUCUGGCUUAUGGUCUUGGUGUCUGUGCGUUCCGGCCAGGCCUCCUCAGCUCUGUCCUUGGUACUGCUCCAGCCCUCAGGUGGCCUUGGGAGCUGCACAUCCUUCUUAACAUGGGAAAGAUGAAUUGUGCCUUUCAGAGAAAGGUGUUAAAGACAGAUUAGCACCUCACUGAGGCAGGCUCUGCCCGUAGAUUUUCGUGAGCAUGGAAAAAUAGAUUUACUGAGAGAUGUGAGCUGUCAUUCUAGAGUUGGUCCCUUGCCUGUGGGGAGGACACCCUUGUUGCAGGGUUUUUUGUUUUGUUUUGCUUUGUUUGACCUCAGAAUUUGAAACUAGAAUUGUUUGCAGUAAACCUAUCAGAACCUACCCUAAGGUCUGGUGCUUUUUGUUUACGUUCUAGCUGAUUAUACUGUAUAAAAAAAAGAUAUGUUAAGUGUCUCAAAGCUGAUUCUCCUAAAUAGUAAAGGACUCUGUGAACAUUUAUGUCAGCUUGGCCACCACUGCCCAGCUACACUGAAAAAGUAAACUUCUGACCAGACUUUCAGAAGAUAUAAUUAAAAAGUACUUUUAAAGAAAAGCCUGCAAAUUCCAACAAGGAGCAGGCACUUGUAAUCAUUUUAUAAUCUUUAGGACCCCUCGGUGGGACAGGAGCAAUGUGACUUCUGAUUACUUCUGAUUUCGUGGGGGAAUUAGGAGGAAUUAGGGCUGCGAAAUUUGGGAAGAGCAGAACGAGUUCAAGACUUAUUUCUGUAAUUUCUCUGUAUACCCUGGCCCCUGAAAGCUUAUCAGAAAUAAAAAUAAUUUAUUAGAUACCCAUUGGGAAAAACUUUGAAGUAAGGCUAAGCACCUGCGUUGUGCUUUCUUUUCCUUUUAAACCUUCAUUCGACCCACCCUCUUCUCAUCAUCAUUCCUUCCUCUCUGACCGAAAGCUACUCAUCUGUGACUCACACUCCAGUCUCUUGCUGAAAGGUGCCCAUCCUUUCUUAGCUUCUGAGAUGCUCUAGGUCAUUUUGACUGUGGGGGAGGAAGGAGGGGGAUGCCGGUUUAGAGGCUGGAGCCAGCCCCUCCCACCACUGCACCCAGGCCGGGGGAGCAGGGGCAGGGGAAAGCUGCCUGGCUGAGUCUUUAGACAUCCCACCCAUGGUUUGCUCCUGAGACAGGGGUGAGAGGAAUACACAGUGGAGAAACAGUGGCAGAAGCCCCGCCACCACCGCCACUGCCGCCUCCUGCUUUAAGAAACAGCAGCAGCAUGGUGGCUCGCACCUCAGCAGCUUACAGUCAUGAUCCUAAUAAUAAUAGUGCAACCACCACAGUGACUGUGCCGUCCCUGCCAUUUAUUGAGCCCUUACUGUAUACCAGGCUCUGUGCUGGGUGCGUCACAAUUGUUAGCUCGUUGUCAUCCUCCCAGCAACCUCAUGAGAUCCGUCCUCAUUUUUGUCAGUAAAGGAAGUGAGGCUCAGAAAGGUUAAGUAAUUUGUGCAAGGUCACACAGCCAGGGGCAAGGCCAGCAUUCCAACGCAGGUCUCUGGGGCCCCCUAGACAGGGGUUCUUAUUAACCCAGCUGAUUCCUUUCCCUCUCGAGCUACCCUCUGUGUCCUUCCUUGUCCCCUUUGCCAUGGGCUCUCUGAGGCCUAACGCCAGGCCUCCAGCUGGCCCUGCUUCUGAGGCAGUCAUGCCUCACUCGGCUGAGCCAGUGUCUCCUAGCAGGUGCCUGGGAAUAUGGCUUUAGGAAAGCUCCCCAAGCGACUUGACACAUACUCAGGACUGAGAACCACUGGCAUGGAGGAAUAGCACUCUUCCUAGCAACAGCAAAGGGAAGGUGAUACUCGCCAGUGCAUUUGCGGGAUUUGGAUAUAGAAUGAGUGGGGAGGGCAGAUUCAAAAGAACUAGCCUUUCUGCUCUGGUGGCCAGAUGACGUUGGCUCUCUCGAUGUGCUUUGAGUCAAGAAAAUGGAAGAAAUUUUCAAAUGAUGCUUCCAGGUCAGCAGCUAAACCAAGUAACUGGGGUCUUAGUUCCUGGGCCAUGGCCAGUGAGAACCCAUUUGGCCCUGGCAGGGUAAAGGCUAGCAUAUCAGCCAAGGGUGAAACCCCAAAGACCAGCUUUCUCCCUUGCUUUUGGAUGCCUCGGCUGUUAGGCUGAGGGUGGCCACUGCCACCUCCUGGUGAAGUGACUCAAGCCACCACCUCCAGGCAUGGUGGCUUGUGGGGACAUAGCACGUCACCAUGGUCCCUCUCGUUGAGCUUUCCCCCUGUUCCUAGGUGAGGAUGCAGUAAGGCAGGAAAUAAGGAGGCUGACUGUCCCAGGCCUUUCUGUAUCUGAGUUCAGGUGGUCUCCUUCUGGCCUUCCAGGCUUUCUAAGAAUAGCCUUAUUUUGCCUGAGUUCAAGCAAACAGUUCAAGAAAGUGCAUGACCAGGAUCUGUGCCUCCUGCUCAAACUCCAGGGAGCUCUGCCCAGAGGAGGGGCCGAGGGCUCGCAGCAACAUCCCCUUGUGGUCCCCUUUGCUCUCCUAAGUAGAGCUGCCCAGAAAGCCUCUGCCCAGCAAGUGCCCACAUCUGACCUGCAAGAGAGUGGAGAGAGAGCAGCGGCCAGUCCCUUUCCACCUUCAAGGGAGGGGCGCCCGCCGGGAGAUGAGGCCGAUGAUGACUCAGACCUGUACUCUCCUCGAUACUCCUUUUCUGAAGACACCAAAUCUCCCCUCUCUGUGCCUCGCUCAAAAAGUGAGAUGAACUACAUUGAUGGUGAGAAGGUAGUUAAGAGGUCGGCCACGCUUCCCCUCCCCACACGCUCUUCCUCGCUAAAGUCAAGCCCAGAGAGAAACGACUGGGAGCCCCCCGAUAAGAAAGUGGAUACAAGAAAAUACCGCGCGGAGCCCAAAAGCAUUUACGACUAUCAGCCGGGCAAGUCCUCCGUGCUGACCAACGAAAAGAUGAGUCGGGAUAUAAGCCCAGAAGAGAUAGAUUUAAAGAAUGAACCUUGGUAUAAAUUCUUUUCGGAAUUGGAGUUUGGGAAACCGCCUCCCAAAAAGAUAUGGGAUUAUACUCCUGGAGACUGCUCUAUCCUUCCUAGAGAGGAUAGAAAGACUAAUCUAGAGAAAGAUCUCAACCUCUGCCCAACAGAGUUAGAGGCAGAUUUAGGAAAAACGGAGCCGCUUACUAAAGCACCCAGUGCAAACCUGUCACAGAGCUCAGCAGUCAGCCCCACUCCGGAAACUUCUUCAGAGCCUCCUGGAUAUAUAUAUUCUUCCAACUUCCACGCAGUGAAGAGGGAAUCAGAUGGGGCUCCCGGGGACUUUGCUAGCUUGGAGAACGAGAGGCAGAUUUAUAAAAGUGUCUUGGAAGGAGGAGACAUCCCUCUCCAGGGCCUGAGCGGGCUCAAGCGGCCAUCCAGCUCGGCCUCCACGAAAGUGGAUCGUAAAGGUGGGAAUGCUCACAUUAUUUCUUCAUCUUCAGUCCAUAGCCGAGCGGGUCACACUAGCAGUGUGUUAGGCCCUGGGUGUAAGCACAAGAAACCCCUGUCUGCCGCGAAAGCCUGCAUUUCGGAAAUCCUCCCCUCCAAAUUCAAACCCAGGCUCUCUGCUCCCAGCGCUCUUUUGCAGGAUCAGAAGAGCAUCCUGUUGCCAUCAGAAAAGGCUCAGAGCUACGAGAACUUGUGUGUCUCGGUUUCUCUGGGUGACUCCAAGAGAGGCCUCCCUCUGCAAGUGGGGGGCAGUGUGGAGAACCUGCUGAUGCGCUCGAGGCGGGACUACGACGGCAAGUUGGGCAGCACCAUGAGCCUGCAGGAGUACAGCACUGGCUCCAGGAGGCCCUGCCCGCUCUCCAGAAGGGCCGGCUCGCAGUUCACUGUGCUCUACCGGGACAUGCACCACAUCAACCGGGCCGGCCUCUCCCUGGGCUCCGUCUCCUCCUCCAGUGUGCGGGAUCUUGCCUCCCACUUUGAGAGGAGCGGCCUGGCACUGUCCAGGGGCGAGCUGGGCCCCAGCCAGGAGGGCUCGGAGAACAUCCCCAAGCACACCGUCUCCUCCCGCAUCACGGCUUUCGAGCAGCUGAUCCAGCGCUCACGCUCCAUGCCGUCCCUGGACCUGUCGGGCAGGCUGAGCAAGUCCCCCACGCCUGCGCUGGCCCGGGGCGGCCUGACCUCCGCCCGAUCGGCCGAGUCCCUGCUGGAGUCGACGAAGCUCCGGCCCAGAGAGGUGGUGGAGGGGCUCAGCCCCGAGGGCCUCUAUGCCUCCCCAAUAUGUAGCCGGAUGGCGGAUCCCACCCUGGGCUUCCGGGGCCUCAUGCCUUCCGAGCCCCUCUCCACCUGCUCAGACGAGCUGGACCGAUGCUCUAACAUCUCCAGCGACAGCCGAGAGGGCAGCAGCAGCAGUGUGCAUGGAGACUUCCCCAAACACCGCCUCAACAAGUGCAAGGGCACCUGCCCAGCCUCAUACACCCGCUUCACCACCAUCCGGAGGCACGAGCAGCAGCAGACCUGCAGGCGGCCCGACUGGCGCCCAGACCCCCGGGGGGACAAGGCCACGCUCCUCAGGAACAUCUACCUAAUGAGCCCCCUCCCUUUUCGGUUGAAAAAGCCUCUCCAGCACCCCCCUAGACAGCCUUGCUCCGGGGACUUCUCAGGCCAGAAGGCAGAGCCCCCCAGUCAGCCCCAUCUGGAUGAGCCCCCCUCUGGGGAGAAGCCCUCGGUCCCCAAACGCCUGUCUUCCCGGCACACCAUGGCCAGGCUGAGCCGGACCUCUGAGGCCCCUCAGGAGAGACCCUCAGCCCCGGAGGUCUGCCCGAGAGCCUUUAGUAACGGGAACUCCAUGUCAUACCCAGACCACGGCCUGGACAGGAACAACAACCCCCAAAGUGAACUGGGAACAUCCCUCGGAGAUUCAGAAUCGCCAAGGCAUUUUAUCCCAGCUGAUUACUUGGAGUCUACAGAAGAAUUUAUUCGAAGACGUCAUGAUGAUAAAGAGAAACUUUUAGCGGACCAGAGACGACUUAAGCGAGAGCAAGAAGAGGCCGAUAUUGCAGCUCGACGCCACACGGGCGUCAUCCCGACGCACCAUCAGUUUAUCACUAAUGAGCGCUUUGGGGACCUCCUCAAUAUAGACGAUACGGCAAAAAGGAAAUCUGGGUCAGAGAUGAGACCUGCCAGAGCAAAAUUUGACUUUAAAGCUCAGACGCUAAAGGAGCUUCCGCUGCAGAAGGGAGAUAUUGUUUACAUUUAUAAGCAGAUCGAUCAGAACUGGUACGAAGGAGAGCACCAUGGCCGGGUGGGGAUCUUCCCCCGCACCUACAUUGAGGUACGUGUGACUUUCCAAGGAAAAGCCUGGUCAUGCCCAAAGCCUCCUUUCUCUAACUCAUGUUUUGUUUCCUCUUUUCCUCCCAUUUUCCCUGCUUUCUUCUCUCUUCUGUUCUUCUUCACCUCUUUUCUCCUUUCUCAGCUUCUUCCCCCUGCUGAGAAGGCUCAGCCCAAAAAGCUGACACCAGUGCAGGUUCUGGAAUACGGCGAAGCCAUCGCCAAGUUUAACUUCAAUGGUGAUACGCAAGUGGAAAUGUCCUUCAGAAAGGGCGAGAGGAUCACACUGCUUCGACAGGUGGACGAGAACUGGUAUGAAGGGAGGAUCCCAGGGACGUCCCGGCAAGGCAUCUUCCCCAUCACCUAUGUGGAUGUGAUCAAGCGGCCACUGGUGAAAAACCCCGUGGAUUACAUCGAUCUGCCUUUCUCCUCCUCCCCAAGUCGAAGUGCCACUGCAAGCCCUCAGUUUCCUGGUCACAGCAAGCUCCUCGUGCCAGCCCCCACAUCUCUGCCCCACCCCCACCGAGCCCUGUCCCCCGAGAUGCACGCGGUUACCGCUGAGUGGAUCUCACUGACUGUAGGGGUCCCGAGCCGGCGUUCUCUGGCCCUGACCCCACCCUUGCCGCCUCUGCCCGAGACGUCUGUCUAUAGCACAGACCCCCUGGCCUCGUUGGCGAGGCCCAGCCCUUCCCUGUCCCUCAGCCUCCCCACUUCGAGCUGGUCGGACUGGUCCACCCCACAUGCAGUAGGCUCCCCGCUGGCCCUGCCUCCCCCGCACAAAGCCUGCUCCCUGGUGCCCGGUGCCCAGGCCUCUCUUCACAUCAACGGAGACAGCAGUACCCACAUGGCACCUCCGGGGCUCCGCCAGGAUAGCUUCUCCCAGCUGCAGCUUGGGCGCUCCGACAAGGUCAUCUCGGAGCUUAGCGACGCCUUUAGCAGCCAGGGUAAGCGGCAGCCGUGGCGAGAAGAAAGCGGAGCCCGUGACAGGGAGGCAGGUGAGAGAUGCCUGGGUGGACCCGCGAUCUCUAAGAAGAGCUGCCUGAGACCUUCAGACGUGGUCAGGUGCCUGAGCAGCGAACAGAGAUUCCCAGAGCUCCACGCCCCGGAGGAGAGCUGGCCCCGCCGGCCGCUGGGUGGCCCUCUCCCGGGAAGGGAGGCUGAGCACCCAGAGCUUCAUAGAGGUGGCGAGCCGGCCAAGAGGAAGGCCGCUCGGACGGGUGCGAGCCAGCCUUCUCAUCAUUCAUUGAGAGCAGGACCUGAUCUCACAGAGUCUGAAAAGAGCUAUGUGGAAGCAGUUUGCAAUGAGAUCAUAAACAUUGCCGAAAAAUCGGUUCAUUACUGCAGCACUGUUUCUCAUCCCCUUGACUUUCAUCACAAGGUAUCCCCUUCUGACAAUAAAUCAUCUUUAAUCAUUUCUCAGCAACCUCAAGCCCAGCAGCGAAGAGUCACCCCAGACAGGAGUCAAACCUCCCAGGAUCUAUUUAGCUACCAAGCAUUGUAUAGCUAUAUACCGCAGAAUGAUGAUGAAUUGGAACUCCGAGAUGGAGAUAUUGUUGAUGUCAUGGAAAAAUGUGAUGAUGGAUGGUUUGUUGGUACUUCAAGAAGGACAAGGCAGUUUGGUACUUUCCCAGGCAACUAUGUGAGGCCUUUAUAUCUAUAAGAAGACUGAAAACCACGGAGAUGAUCCUUUAUUGGAGGAUGAAGCAGAAUUCAUGUCUUGGUCUCUUUAUUUAAAUGUUGAGUCAGUAGGAAAACUAAUGCAGUGGAUAAAGUAAGAAGCAAAAGAGGACAGAGAAGUGUUGUGUUUAAAACCCGAGCCUGUCUAAGUUUACUUAUCAGACAGGGCUUGAACCAUGCAACAAAAGGAAUGAGGCAAAGCAGUAUUGGUUUAGCUGCUUCUGGGAGCCACGCCGGCCCUGCCCUUCCCCCUCCGCCUCCUGCCCGGCUUGGGUAAACCGAGCUGCGGCAGGGUCCCGGAGCAGUUAGGUCAGAAAGGCCUCCUGCUGCCCCAGGCUUGACCAGCUUUGGCUCAAAAUGGUCAUUUGUCCUGCAGGAGCCCUCGGAGCACCGAGCAGAGUCCCAGCCAUUCUGCAAGGCUCCAUGUAGACUCCCCCUCGUCUCGCCCUUAGCCCUGCUAGAGAUCAGUUGGGACUGCUGAGACGCCUCCUAAACAGUGGGGGAGCCCCCUAACGACCCCAGCCCAAGUCCCUCACUGCAGGUAUGUUGGGAAGUGGAGGUCAGAGUAGGGGCCCUGUGCAUUCAGCCUGCCUGCAGCAUUGCCACCAAUGCCCCGAUGUUCAGCCAGAAAAGCACACAAGGUUUGCACGUGGAGCAAGGGGGCCAGGCAGAAAGUUAACAUUUGCAUUUCACGUGAUUAAGGCAAGAAGCCCUAUAGCCCUUGAGAUCCUUGCAGUGGCUCCUUCCCCAUUAUCACCGGCUUUUACAAAUAGUCACCUUCAGGGCAGCACAGUUUCCUAGCAGAAUGCCAAGGCCACCCUUCCUUGUCUGGAUUGUUUUAGGCCAGGACAGUUUGGGGUGGCUGGGCCUAUUCUCAGAGAACCAAGCAUGGUGUUCAGUGAUUCAUUUAAUACACACUCGUGUACACUGGAUGCCCGGGGCCACCCAUGAGCAAGGCUGCUCCCAGGCUUCAGAAAGGGUUGCAUGUCUCCAUUUUCACUCCCCACAGAGUCCAGGGACCACUCACAAUACAGUAGCCCAGGCUUACUAUGAGGGUUCUCUCCAGCACAGAAGGUGCAGUGACCCUAAGUGUGAGGCCAUAUGAUUCAUCCACCCCCCAGGACAUCUGUCCUUUGGAGGGGUCAGAGCCAAGGAAGGAGGCCCCUGUGAGGUGUGGGGUGUUUGGUCACAGCUUUAUCCAGGGCAAGGGUGUUUAUCAGCCCAUGCGACACCUUGAAGAGACGAAGCUAGAAAUGACCCGCUCCCUGCCUGUUGGGAACUCAGAGGUGGUUGGGGAGACAGACACGCAAGGAACAUUCAAUCCAGAGAGACUGUGAUAUGUGCUAAGAAGGGUUGAAGAGGGAGAGAUGAAGGGAUCCUAAAGGCAUAGUCAUAUUUCUGUCUCUGUUAGCUCACUUUUGAACAGCUAGGUUGCUGGAGGAAACUUGAGGGCUAGUUUUUGGCUAGAAAUACUUGGAACCGGUUCCAGGGUCUUCGAACUCAUCCUCCCUACAAAUAUGCAUUCAAGGUCACAAAUAGGUGGACCAGUUCCAGGCUGGUCAAGUGUGUACAGGGACUGCGGCUCUCUGCAUAUAGCUCAGAAUUGUCCCAGGACCGAUGUCCCAAGUCUGGAGUCUUCAUAAGUAGGCAAAGAAUGUCUUCAGUGCCUCUGCGUCUGUCUCCACUACUCAUCUUAGGACCCCCAUCAGCUACCCACCCUGCGUCAGACAGCCACAGUACCCUCACUUUCUCCCAGUCCUUUCAAAUCCUGCUCUCAGGAAAGCACCUGCCACUGACUCCUUCACACUAGAGUGUAAAUGACUGAUAGGAGGAACAUGUUACUUUUUUCAGAAACAUUGGCUUUUUAACAAGGACACAGCAGAGCCUUAAUCCCAAGGGGGAAAGUCUGUGGAACUACCGGGGCUAAGUUGGGGGGGAGGGGAGCAGGUAGGGGUGGAUGAACUUCCUGGGUGGAAAGGGACUCCUUGAUACUCCUUAAAUUAAGACUCAGUGCCCUUGGACGGUGAGGUGGGCCUUCCAAAGCAAUAUGUUUCUGUCUCUGCUCCCCUGCUCCCCACUCCCACCCCCAAACGUAGUUCAAGUGCAUCUAUGCCUGUGCAUUUUGUACGGUAGCAUUUCACCCAUUUUGGAAUGUAAUUCUUAUCCCGGCUAAAUGUGUUUCCUGGUCUUUCUUCGAGGCAAACCCUGAACAACACAAUCUUACCUGUUUUGAGGGGUACUUAUUAAGUAGGUUAUUUUGAACACCUCUUUAAAUACAGCUAGAAAAUAAACCAAUUUGUAAAGCCACAUUUGCAUAUGAUGCCAGCCACAAAACUUUGUACAUCUCCAGAAUCCCAGGUAUGCCUCACCCAUUUGCCCGCCUUGAAUCAACUCAUCUGUUACAACCUUGCGUCAAACUUCAGCUUCCUACACACAAUAAAACAAGGAACAAAGGGUUCGACUGCUCCUUUGUCCUCAGACAUUUAGGAAUAUAAAAUACCUAUUUUUAUGCUGAGAUAUUUAUACAGGUUUAUUAAUCCAAGCGCAACUAACUGGAGGCAUGUGCCCUACAACACAUUUUGAUAGAUGAGUCAUGCUUCUGGGUAAAGGCAAGCCCCAAACUACUUAUCUUUUGCAGUCUCUCUGGGUCAGUAAGAGGAAAAAAAAAAAAAAAAAAAAUCAUAUGCUUAAGAAGUGGGACUGUAAAUAUGUAUAUUUAACUUUGUAUAUCCCAUGUACCUACUUUGUAUAGAAAAAUCAUUUUAAAAAUUUGAACCGAAGCAGAGGUAAAUAAGGAAGUCAGGAAGGUUUUUUUCUUUUGCCUAUUUAAAUGAAGGAAUUCCAAACUGACCUGCAGGUUUUUAGCACAAAAAUAGCCAUGGUAAAGUGUUACAAUAAUCAUUCUUUCUGGGAGAGAAGGUAACUUCUCAAUUACAGUAGAUUUUCUUAUUAUUUGACUUUUUUUGCAGUCCUAUUUACCUGCAGUAGUAUCAAGUCCUAUUGCUAGAAUAGGUUACUACAAAAAAAGACAUCCUGAAAGAAAAAUAACGGACAUUCUAUAUAACCAGUUAAUUUAAAGUAUUGCCAUUUAAAUUACACACCAAGAGCAUGUACUAUGCACAGAUUUUCCGUUCAUUAUUUUUUUUCUUGCAGUGGAUCGAUUUGACAAAUAGAUGUUGAAUUAUUCCAUUUGCUGUAUAUAUUAUUUAAUAAACUUUAUUCAGAAUUUGGUGGC
Messenger RNA from Sus scrofa (pig), 12540 nucleotides. Lineage: Eukaryota; Metazoa; Chordata; Mammalia; Artiodactyla; Suidae. The record is from RefSeq and is a predicted model, not a curated record.